Emiliania huxleyi CCMP1516 is the source of this 378-nucleotide messenger RNA. RefSeq lists its product as hypothetical. Bases 1 to 378 code for a protein of 125 amino acids. The transcript has a single exon. NCBI's taxonomy places the organism in Eukaryota, Haptophyta, Isochrysidales, Noelaerhabdaceae. The record is from RefSeq and is a predicted model, not a curated record.
AUGUCACUCUGGCUGCUCCCAUGUGCGCUGCGCAUUGAUGCUCCUGAGCACGCGCCCAUCGAGGGGCCUACAAUUGUUGCUGCCGGACGCGCAGAGAAGCUGCGUGCGGCGGUGCUGGAGAAGGUGGAGCAGAACUCGGUAGUAGUCUUUGCCCGCAGCGAGUGCCCGUCCGGCGACGCGGCCCGCGAGUGCUUCGAGGCGUUGGGCAUUCCCUACGUGUCGAUCGAGGUUGGGCAAGGCUCGACCCUGGAGCGCGCUCUUUCGACAAGCGCCGACACUCUGCCGCGCAUUUACAUUCAUGGAAUGCUGUACUCUGGCGCCGAAAUUGCUGAGAAAUGUCGAAGUGGUCUCGUAUCAGCGCUUGCGCUUGCGCAAUAA